This is a messenger RNA of Rana temporaria (common frog), 2558 nucleotides long. RefSeq names its product glypican 2 (gene GPC2). Gene Ontology annotation, cellular component: extracellular region; cell surface; plasma membrane. The coding region runs from base 183 to 1889 and encodes 568 amino acids. The transcript has 11 exons. Gene Ontology annotation, biological process: smoothened signaling pathway; cell migration; regulation of protein localization to membrane. The record is from RefSeq and is a predicted model, not a curated record. Lineage: Eukaryota; Metazoa; Chordata; Amphibia; Anura; Ranidae.
GGUGGGAUAUCUUCUCUCCCUCUCUCCCCUGCACACGCCCUGCCAGCAAUGAAGGGAGCAUUACCAGCUUAGAGCCGGCGGCACUAGGACCGGGGGGCUGCUCAGCCAAUCUUCUUUGUCCUCCAGCUGAUCCAGCGCCGGCUCUGCUCCAGCUGCUGCUCCUCUAUCUCCGUGUCCUGGCCAUGAUGUGUGGCCCCUGGUUUGUUCUCCUCCUAAUGGCCGUACCAGGAAGCAGUUCUGCUGUCAGUGAAAUCCGUAACUGUGGGGAUGCUGCUCGGGAGCUGAAGGAGAGAGGUCUGGGAGGCAUCCCUGGUGUCAAAACACCAAUAUCUGGAGAGCACCUGAGAAUAUGCCCCCAGGAGUACACAUGUUGCCCAAGUGAGACGGAGCUAAGACUGAGCGAGGAGAGCGUGAGGGAUCUGGCCCGUAUCGUGAAUGAAAGCGUCAGUUACCCAAUGGGGGUAUUAACUGGGGCGAGAAGAAGAUUCCAGGAGUUCUUCCCCGCACUCCUUGACUCUUCCGAGCAUUCCCUCUCCACCAUGUUCGUACUUUCCUAUGGACACCUGUACUCCAAGAACGCCGUUCUCUUCAGUACUCUCUUCUCGGAGCUGCGUGCUUUCUACAUGGGGGGAGGAGCCCCCAGAUUGGCCGAGGCUCUCUCCGAAUUCUGGGCUGGACUGCUGGAGCGCAUGCUCCGUCUCCUGCUUCCUCAUUACCAGCUGAAUGCCGACUACAUGGAGUGUGCUAUGCGCCAUGCUGAGGAGCUGAGCCCUUUUGGGGAAACUCCAAGAAGACUUCGAAUACAGAUAACACGGGCAUUGGGAGCUGCCAGAACACUGGUGCAAGGCUUUGCAACGGGAAGUGACAUUGUCAACAGAGCUGCUAAGGCUGUGCCACCUCCUGACUGUCUGCGGGCUGCCAUGCGCAUGUGGUAUUGCCCACUCUGCCGAGGUUAUACAUCCCUCCUGCCCUGCCACGGACUCUGCCUCAACGUCAUGAAAGGCUGCCUUGCACACCAGGCAGACAUGGAUGCAGACUGGAAUAGUUUGAUAGAUGGACUGCAGGAGGUGGCUGAGCAAUUGGUAGGACCCUUUAAUGUGGAACUUGCUACGGAGUCAAUUGCAGUGAAAAUAUCUGAAGCCAUAAUGACACUGCAGGAGGAGAGUGUACAGCUAACUGCUCAGAUCUUCCAGUCCUGUGGAACCCCGCCUCCAUCGCGGUCGCGACGCUCCCCGCCAGAAGAUCCUAAGAGAAGGUUUCGAGUUUACAGCAAUGAUGAGAAGCCCACGUCGGCAGCCGGUACCAACAUCGACAGACUGGUGUCAGAGGUGGUGUCCAAGCUCCGCCCACUGCGUGGUCUCUGGAAGCUCCUCCCUCUGUCCCUUUGUUCUGAUAACAGAGUCUCUGCUGGUCUUAGUAACCAAGAUAAAUGCUGGAAUGGACAGUCAAAGGGGCGGUACCUCCCACAGGUGACAGGUGACGGUGUGGUGAAUCAGAUUAAUAACCCUGAGGUGGAGCUGUCGAUGUCAGCGCCGGACCUUAGAACACGCCAGCUGGGCAUACAACUGCGUGUAGUCAGGAGCAAACUGCGGGCCGCAUACAGCGGGAGGGACAGCGACAGCCAGGAUGCCUUUGACGAAGGCAGUGGAAGCUCGGGCGGAGGGGACCCAGUAACGGAGAAACCUGUAAUCAAAGUCCGAGACCGAGACACCAAAAACAAGAAGAAUCCGGGGAAGGACAAGAAGAAGGAUGAGAAGAAGGAAACUGGUGGGAAAAAAGGGGAUGGGCGGAAAAGAAGAAGGUUUGAUACUGAUGCAGGGUGGUCUAUAUCCCCCACUUAUAGUAUCACAUUUGGGGUCUUGCUUGUGGGACUUGUACUAUCUGCAUGACCUGCCAGCUGCAAUGCCUCUGAAUGAAUGUGUGUUUUCCAAUACAUUCCAACAUGUGCACAUGUAUGGGACUCCUCUGUACAUACAUGUGUGCCUCUAUCCUAUUAUUUGUUAUACACAUACAGCGUACAUAUUGAUUUACCACUGGAUACAGCAAAUGAGUUCAAAUGGACCUGUAGGCAACUGCAUUACUGAGAUGGUUAAACAGGAGUAACAAAAGAUGCUUCCUUUUCCAGGUGAAUAUGCUGCUCCAGAUUCCCUUUGAAGGGGCUGAUAAAUGAAAAAUGAACUCUGAUUUUCCCGUUUGGACUUUAGGUUUGGUGAGCAGUAAUGGCAGGAGCCUAAAGCAGGAUUUGAGUUAUUUUGCUUAACUUUAUAUAUCCAUCUCAGCGAGUAGUACUAAAGACAUAUUUUACUUUAAUGAAGUCACCUCAUUAAGGUAAAAAACACCCUAGUAUAUGCGUUAAAUCCCCCCGUCCCUGUCCCGAAAAAAAACCUGCUGUUCUUUUGCUGUUGCCAACUCCAGGAUUGAUUAGCUAACUUUCUUGUUCCACAGGAGACACAGAGGGCAGCAGAACGAUGGGCUCCUGCUGCAGUCAGUCUAAUUGUGGGGAGGAAGAUCGAGCAGGGGUGUGGCUUGCCGGGCGCUUUGUGUGUCUAUGGAUGCAU